CCUUCAGUAUCAACGUGGGUUUGUUUCGGUGGGAAUCGGUGUUGCUCGCUAAAUCUUCCCUCACACUGGAUCACAGAUCAUCUCAUCGAGUUUUGUCGUCAGAGAGGAGUUGCGUGGCGUCCGCUAACCCACGCACGGACAUCUCGACUUGAUAAAUACCUUCCUCGGUUAUUUUGGACUAAUAAAGACAAAGGAGCGCUAGAUUCUCAACCGCAAAGCAAAUAUGAGCAAACCCUUGAUAUGAAUCUCGGUCAACGACUGACAUCAAGCAGUGGAAAUACAUCGCACAGUAUAACAUACUGAACAGUCGGAGACUGUGUUUCCCACAUUUAAAGGAUUGGGCUCUGAAUGCAUGCAGAUCUCAGGAUUGUCGUGUCAACGCGUGUAGUUUUUAUGCAUCCAAACAAAAGGCAGUUCGGAGAGGGAAGUAGCUGCACGUUUCACUUCUGUUUACCAGCAGCCGCCGGUUACUGUGUUAGUGGAUAGGGAAGACUUUUGUUAUGUGUUAUGAUACAAGUAAUUAGCUAUCUACCGAACCGAUUUUUUAAAUAAAAGACUCGUUUUAUUUUACCGCGAUCGAUUUUAGUUCUUUUCCAAGGACCGCAUUUUAAACAUCUCGUCAUGGACGGAUAACGAUAAAUGUGUUUUAUCAAUAAAUACCGUGUCAAAUUGUAUCUAAUGUCAGUGUGUAGACCCUGAAGUGAACUUCCUGCUUUAGUUGUCGGCUAGUUGUCAUAAAGAUCAUGGCAGCCGUUGUGAAUUACUCUCCUCCGUGGUGGGUUAACCUGCUGCACAGACUGCCUCACUUUAACCUACAGUUUGAACAAACCAGUAGUGAUUUUCGCCCAGAGGAUUCAUCAUACCAGCAGUCCAUCCUGCUGCUGGGUAGUAUAGCUGUGGCAUGUUUAGCCUUGGAUCUUAUCUUUCUCCUCUUCUACUCAUGCUGGCUGUGUUGCCGUCGUAAGAAGAGCGAAGAGCAGCCGAAUGCAGACUGCUGCUGCACUGCCUGGUGUGUCAUCAUUGCCACCCUCGUCUGCAGCGCCGGCAUUGCCGUUGGUUUCUACGGGAAUGGUGAGACAUGCGACGGGGUGAAUCGGCUUACCUACUCCCUCAACCAUGCCAACCGCACACUGGCCGGAGUGAACAGACUGAUAUCCGAGAGUACAUCAGCUCAAAGUCAGACCGUGGACGGGAACCUUCGGCUAUUGAAAGAGCAGUAUGCAAAGCACACAGACUACGUGUCCAUCAUACAGAAGCUGCAGGUCCAGCGGGGCGAGAUGGUCCGUCAGAUGAACGAGAUACCCUUCUGGAACAAUCUCACCAUGUCUAUGGAGGAUCUGGCUGUUAACAUCGAGCUAUAUGACUGGUACAGGUGGCUGGGAUAUCUGUGUCUGCUGCUGUUUGAUGUGCUGAUUUGCCUACUGGUGCUUUUCGGUCUCAUCCGUAACUCCAAAGGAAUUCUGAUUGGGGUGUGUAUUCUGGGUGUGUUGGCACUGAUAAUCAGCUGGGGCUCACUGGGCGUGGAACUGUCUGUCUCCUCGGGCAUCAGUGAUUUCUGCGCAGCACCUGACAUGUUCAUCACAAAAGUGUCAAAGCAGUACACGUUUAUCAAGAAAGAUAUUCUGCAGUAUUACCUCACAUGCAGCGUUGGCCAGGUUAACCCCUUCCAGCAGAAGCUGUCUGGAGGUCACAAAGCACUGGUAGAAAUGCAAGACGAUGUGUCUGAACUACUGCGCUCUGCAGUUAGAGAAUACCCCAAAACAAAGGGGAACCUUGAGCAAAUUCAGAGGGCUUUAAACAGCACUGAAGUCGGACUGCACCAGCUCACAGCACUUGUGGAUUGCCGCAGUUUACACAUGGAUUAUGUGCAGGCGUUGACCGGUAUAUGUUACGAUGGACUGGAAGGUUUGAUCUACCUGGUGCUAUUCUCCUUUAUCACGGCUCUCAUGUUCACGUCUGUCAUCUGCAGCGUGCCACACACGUGGCAUAGCAAAAGGCCUGAUGAGGACAGUGAGGAAGAGUCAGUGGCUCACGGAGGAAGACAAAAUCAUGACAAUCUGUAUCGGGUGCACAUGCCCAGUCUCUACAGCUGUGGUAGCAGCUACGGCAGUGAAACCACCAUCCCUGCAGGAGCACACGCUCUCAGCAAUGCUCCCGUUACGGAGUACAUGACUCAGAAUGCAAACUUCCCAAACCCUCGCUGUGAGAACACUCCUCUCAUUGGGAGAGAAUCACCCCCACCUUCUUACACAUCAAGCAUGAGGGCCAAGUACCUAGCCAACGCCCGACCCGACCCCAACAGCAGCUCCUCUGCAAACUAAAAGGACCCUAUGUUCACUUUCUCCGGUGGUCAACAAAUCGCACACAUACGCACAUCUUGUUCCCACAGACCAAAAAAAAUUCACCUCCAGGCCCACCAUCCAGAUGCUUCAAGUGAAGAGCAAGUGAUUUUGAAGUUUUUUAAGCUCUCCAACUAAUAAAGGACACCAUUGCAUCAUGUAAAUACUACUGUCACGUGAACGUUUCAGAAGCCUCUCACGCAAUUUCCAGAUGGCCGGCUUCGAGGUCAGGCAGCUAGUUCAUCGGGCGGCAGCAGAAGGUUAUGAGUGUGAACUUCCCAUUACCCUGAUAUACCCUGAGUCAUGUGCGUCUGUCCAUGCUGACCUUGCUCAUUUGUGGUGCUCUUGCCAGAGGUUCAGAGGACUCCAGAACCGGACCGGGGUGUAAUGCCCUUCACUUUACAUUCCUGCGUGGCCUCUGUCCUCUGGUGAUUUGAAAUAAUGUGACCCUCUUCGUAUGCAGGACACACUGCCAGCCCUAUCAUCUGGACUCAUCUACUGUAAUGUAUCCAUGAAGGAACCUAUCUAAUCUAAUAGUGUGAGAAAUGCAGUCGUCAGGCGCCUCCGGUUUGUUUUGUAAAUAAUGAAAAUGACCCGUGCUGAUAAAUAUAAGGGACGUAACGGAAACAUACUCUGUGGAAGUAUGCUGACGUAAAUGUUUGGACAUGUACAUGCCAAACAUGCAUAUUUGCAUUAUUGUGGCAUUUGUAUGCAACACGUUGCUUUAUGAAUUGCAUUUUAGCACAAAAUGACUCGAGUAGGGUAUUUUUAGCUUUUAACCUGUAGCAUAAAUUGCCUUCAAUGAGGCUAAUCGGAUUCAGAUGUCUCAUUUACAGGUUUGUGUUGUAGGUGUGAGAAGCAAUGGCUGAAUAAUGAUUUGCAGCUAUUCUGGUUUUUAUUAUUACACAUGGAUAACACAAAUCACUUAAUGACUGGAGUAAGCCUCAAAUUUACAUCAACUGCCAAUACUGGAAAACCAUGAUGAUGAUGAUGAUGAUGAUAUGGACAUCCUUAAACUACUGUUUGCAUCCAUGUGUUUCUACCCAUGAAAUCUGAAUCUGAAAGCCGAAGCAGUUUGCUUCAUCUGAUGCUGGGAUUUUAUCUGAACCAUGUGCCACUGGGACAGGCUUUGAUUUUUCUCUUUUUUUAUUCUUAUCUGUUUCAUUGAUGUUGCACGAAUAUAUGUGACUGCUCACGAUUGCCACUAUUGUGCUAAGUGAUGAAGAUUUUAUUGUACUGUACACAAUCUAAACUGGACAUAUGUACCUUCAUUUUGCUUUUGGAAACAUCUUAUGGAGACAUAUGAUGACUUAACCUCAAGACGUGAUUGAGUGUGACUUCAAAAAUGCCACAAUUUCCUGGGCUGGUUGCUUUUUGCCACAAAUUGCUUUAUUUCCCAAAAUAAGGGGAAAGUUUCCCCUUCCCACAAGUAGUCAGAAAGUGAUGCGCUGUCACUUGGAAUAUUUCUUCUUGUUGAAAGUACCGGAGACAAAGCCAACAGCUGGCAUGUGAUCAGUUUUUCAGCUGGAUCAAGGAAUGUUCUCCUGAAAAGACCUCUAAUAGAUUUUGUAUGAGCUUGUGUCUCUGCUCCGGACCUCAUAUGGAUGUGCCAAGGUUCUCAUGCUGUUCCAAGUCAAACAUUUCGCCUUCCUUCACACCUCAGGGGUGCCUUCUCCUAUGUUUCCAAAAUAUAUACUGCAAGAGAGUCAAAUACGGAAGACCUGAAUGGAUCAUGUCACAACAUUUUUGUGGACACAGUUUACUUAUGGAUGCAUGCAUGCUGCAUAAAUGCAGACAUGGAACUAAUAACAAAUGCCAAUGGGACAAACCGGUGCUCCUGAGGUCCCAGAGACUACAAGCCUUUUGUGGAAGAACUUCAUGGAGAUGAACUGCAAAAAAUCUUUGGAAAGAUCAAAUCUGAAGCUUUGUUAUCUCAAGUUUAAAAUGAGGAGUGGAGUCAUAUUGUGUGCUACUGACGCUUGCAUUGGUUUGCUUUGUGAUCAAUGAUGAGGUUUGUAUCCUCGAAUGUGCCAAUGACCCACAACCUUCCUUGGAUCUUUUAAAUGUUCACCUAUUUCUUAAGAGCUCUGCUUUGCCUGAACAGCCAAAUGAGACGCCUGAAAACAUGUUUUUUUUCUGUAAAUGACCAUGCUUGUGAUGAUGCAGCCUGUUUUUAUGUCGACAUUCACUUGGAUGAUGUCAUAUUGAUACACUGAUACAUGCACAAAACAAGAAACUGGCCUCUGAUAAGGACAUUAAUUUGUAAUAUAGUACAAAAAAAAUGUUGUUCUUUUUAAAUCAUAGUCCAUGUGGCAUAUUUUUAGAAAUGUUAGCAAGCACAAAGAAAUUUUGUCUUUUUCUUGCAAAUGAUUUUUUGUCUUUUAUUGAGAUGUUUUGAUAUGACUUUACUGUAGGACAACCUGUUUUCUUUUAUUUGCAGUUACUAAUAUAUUGUACAUGUAAAAACCUGUGGUUUCAAUGAGCUUGAUCUCAGUGUUUUCAGAUUAAACUAAACAUUAACGGA
This is a messenger RNA of Misgurnus anguillicaudatus (oriental weatherfish), 4863 nucleotides long. The record is from RefSeq and is a predicted model, not a curated record. NCBI's taxonomy places the organism in Eukaryota, Metazoa, Chordata, Actinopteri, Cypriniformes, Cobitidae.